CAUAUAAAGCUAGCUAGGGUUUUAGUUUUCCAGAGCAGUGCAGCAGAGGUAAGGCCGCGCCGAGAGAGGGAAAGCCGGUCACAGUUCGCCGCCGCUGAUUCAACAUGGGUAUUUCCAGGGACUCUCUUCACAAGAGGCGCGCCACUGGUGGCAAGAAGAAGGUCUGGAGGAAGAAGCGAAAGUAUGAGCUUGGACGUCAGCCAGCAAACACCAAGCUCUCGAGCAACAAAACUGUUAGGAGGGUGCGUGUUAGAGGAGGCAAUGUCAAGUGGAGGGCCCUGAGGUUGGACACUGGAAAUUUCUCCUGGGGUAGCGAGGCUGUUACCCGCAAGACUCGUAUUCUUGAUGUGGUCUACAAUGCAUCAAACAAUGAGCUUGUUAGGACACAGACACUGGUGAAGAGUGCCAUUAUUCAAGUCGAUGCAGCUCCGUUUAAGCAAUGGUACCUUCAGCACUACGGUGUCGACAUUGGCAGGAAGAAGAAGACAGCCGCUAAGAAGGAAGCUACUGAGGAAGGAGAUGCUGCUAUAGCUGCUGCUCCUGAAGAAGCUAAGAAGAGUAGCCAUGUCCAGAGGAAGAUUGAGAAUCGCCAGAAAGAUCGCAAACUGGAUGGCCACAUCGAGGAGCAAUUUAGUGGUGGUAGAUUGUUGGCAUGCAUAUCUUCUCGACCUGGUCAAUGCGGUAGAGCAGAUGGCUACAUAUUGGAAGGCAAGGAACUUGAAUUUUACAUGAAGAAACUCCAGAGGAAGAAGGGCAAGGGUGCUGCUACUGCUUAAAAGUCAAUCUCCUUCAAGUUAAACCUAUGUGUUUGGUCGCCUAGCAUUUUGUCUUUCGGACGCUGAGUAGUGAAAGUGAUGAAUUGUUUUUACUAGCUAGUGGAACAAUUGUUGUUUGGUCAUCCGAAAUUGUGUUUGAGCACUGCAGAGAUUUUGCCCGCUGUUUCUGAUUUAGAAUUUGGUCUCAAUUCAUUGCCUUUUCAGCUUACGCCCAUUCCAGUUUUGUGCCUCAUAGAAACUUGGAAUUAAAAUAGUUGCUGUUUACGCUCCAAGUCGAAUUUGGCUUGUGAUUUAAGAGCCGAAUUUUUCUAAGAGUUGUUAAUAAGGUUCUAACAAUAGC
Linum trigynum is the source of this 1116-nucleotide messenger RNA. The record is from the annotation of a GenBank genome assembly. Lineage: Eukaryota; Viridiplantae; Streptophyta; Magnoliopsida; Malpighiales; Linaceae.